CUCUUUCAUUCCGACUGUGAGGAGGACAGGUGUAGAUAAGACACCAUGCCGGUUGCCCGCACUUGGGUGUGCAGUAAGACAUACGUCACUCCACGUCGUCCCUUCGAGAAGUCCCGUCUCGACCAGGAGCUUAAGCUCAUCGGUGAGUAUGGUCUGAGGAAUAAGCGUGAGGUCUGGAGGGUGAAGUUCACUCUGGCUAAAAUCCGUAAAGCUGCCAGAGAGCUGCUCACCCUGGACGAGAAGGACCCCAGGCGUCUCUUCGAGGGUAAUGCCCUGCUGAGGCGUCUGGUGCGUAUUGGUGUGCUGGAUGAAGGGAAGAUGAAGCUCGAUUACAUCCUGGGCCUGAAGGUGGAAGACUUCCUGGAGCGCAGGCUGCAGACGCAGGUCUUCAAACUCGGCUUGGCCAAGAGCAUCCACCAUGCCCGUGUCCUCAUUCGCCAGAGACACAUCCGCGUCCGUAAGCAGGUGGUGAACAUCCCGUCGUUCGUGGUGCGUUUGGACAGUCAGAAGCACAUCGACUUCUCUCUGCGCUCUCCAUACGGAGGAGGACGUCCUGGCCGUGUCAAGAGAAAGAACGCCAAGAAGGGCCAGGGUGGAGCUGGAGGAGGAGACGACGAAGAGGAGGAUUAAAUCAAAUCCUCUCCCAGGGGGAGGUGUAGGCUACUGUCUGAUCUUUCUCCUGGUUUUUCAAAUAAAAAUGGACUUUUUGUCACA
Messenger RNA from Clarias gariepinus (North African catfish), 714 nucleotides. It is a transcript of the gene rps9, whose product is annotated as ribosomal protein S9. Gene Ontology annotation, biological process: positive regulation of translational fidelity; translation. Lineage: Eukaryota; Metazoa; Chordata; Actinopteri; Siluriformes; Clariidae. Gene Ontology annotation, molecular function: structural constituent of ribosome; rRNA binding. The transcript is spliced from 5 exons. Bases 46 to 630 code for a protein of 194 amino acids. Gene Ontology annotation, cellular component: cytosolic small ribosomal subunit. The record is from RefSeq and is a predicted model, not a curated record.